GUUUACUGAUUGGUUCAGUAGCGCGCGAGUACGCGAACUGACUGCUUGUGUAUGUGCGUGCGCAUGUUGUUCGUGGUGCCUACGAUACGUGCGUAAACUAACUUUUUAACAAGUACUGUAGUGUUGUGAGAAAGUAGUGGUGGAUACGGUGCUUACUGGAUUGCUCGCAGAUAGCCAAAUACUGCGGUAAUGGCACACCGGUCGCCUGGCCGUAAGCCGUCCGUGGUUACAGUGUGAGGUGCGCUAGGUGCGUACCGUGCGUGGUGUGUGUACCGUGCGCGGCCGUACCGUGCGUGGUGUGUGUACCGUGCGCGGCCGUACCGUGCGUGGUGUGUGUAACGUGUGCGAUGUGCGCGUGGAGGCUGCUGCUGCUGGCUGCGCUGCCGGCGCUCGUCGGUGUCGGCGCCGGCGAGGUGGUGGAAGCGGGACCUGCCUUCCUACCGACGAGAAGAUCACUUAAUGUGGCGCCUGGCGAAGAAGCGGUGCUGGCAUGCCGCAUUGCUCGCCUCGGAGAUAAGGCGGUCUCAUGGGUUCGGGCAAGGGAUCUCCAGAUCCUCGCACACGACGGCGCUGUAUUCUCAGCAGACCCCCGGGUCGCGGUGGGCGUGCGGACGGAGCGCGGCGUCGUGACACACACGCUGCGUCUUGAGCGCCUGAGGGAGUCCGAUGCCGGCAGAUACGAGUGCCAGCUGAAUACGGAUCCUAAGCUCAGUCAGAUUUAUAAUCUCACUGUCACAGACCGGGCAUGGAGCGGCAUCGAGGUAGAACCACUCGGCUCAACUCGUGUCCUAGCAGCCACGGGGAGCACAGCCACUCUUGGCUGUUCAGCGCGUCUGCGACCAGCUGAGGCACCUGAUCCGCCGGCAUUGAGGGUUGCUUGGUACCAGGACGGACAACCGUUAUUACCUCAGCAGGGUGGAGUUUCGCUCGACACGGAGCGCGCGGCGGGCCUCGUGACGUCACGGCUCACGCUCGGCGCUCUCAUGCCGACCCAUAGUGGUCGGUACAUCUGCCGUGUCACAGCGGAUUUAGAAGAAGAUAUAGACCCCUUCACAGAAGACACCUUGCAGGGAGAGAUGGCGUUUACGCUCGUUAUCACAGACAGUGUGGGUGAGAUGGAAGCGAUGCAACGCGACCAAUCGCCAGCGACGUCCGCUGCAGGCAUCCUUCGCUCUGUGCCAGCCAUUGCAGCUCUUGCGAUGUUGUUCGCACUGGCCAUGCGCUGUUAGCCUUCGCAUCAUCGACUACGAUCGCUGUUGUCUACUAACGAUCGUGUCCAGCUCCCAUAUUUUUGAUUCGGAUAACCGUCGAUACUGGAAGUCAUGAGUGGUAGUUUGCCUUGAUAUAACGAUUUUAACCUCUAAAGCAAGAAUUCGUGUUCUGGAUCGGGCCAUAGCAAGAUGACAAUUGGUGCGCAAAACCUUUUAGUGACAAAAGAAAAGAUAUAAGAUAUACUUGGGCAGGCAAGACUCAAAAGAAGUACUUGAGAACCCCUGUAGCUAUAGCUUGAUGGAACUCCCAAUCACAGAAUCCCAGUCUCAGAACUACUCGGAAGAUGUAUUCUGUGGUACAAAUGGCGGUUAUCUGACAUUCAGAGGACUACUGGUAGACAGCCAAGUGCACGACAGCAUAAAACAAGACUACCAAUGUAGUGCAGACUUAAUAAGACUUUAUAAAGAGAGACACUGUGCAAAAUAACGAAUACAAAAGUGCAAAGACAUACUGAGUUGGUACGCCCUACUGUAGGUCUGUAACAGACCCUACGUCCUUGAAUGAAUCUCUACUUUAAAAAAAACUUUUUCAUUAAUGGAGGCUUCCAUUAUCUCUUGACUUCAUUUUGCUCUGUCCUUUAUCCUUCCAGUAAAUCCCUAUAAAAUCUGGUAAAAUGUAAUUAUCACUGGUAAGAUCAAUGUGGAGAAGACCGUCUACAAGCUCUUUUCUCUUGCGUUUGUACUUUGUACACAUACUUCAUUUACAGAAAGUCGGUAGGGCAGAAGGAAUCAAGCUCUCCCUUUCUGGCACUGUCUGAGCGACGUACGUAUAAGUACAUACAAGAGUUUUUGCACUAUGACGGUCUUUCCUGCAAUUAUAUGUCGGUCUUCUCCACAAUGUAUUUUAUCUUGAAUUCAUAAGAGCGGGCUCAAUAUUUCCACUGAACUGUCAAUAUUUUCUUAGGCACGCGGCCCCAGCUAUUGUGAAUCAUUCUGUAACCUACAUUUAAACUAAUGCCGGGAUUAUUCCCAAGCCCAUGAGGCUCA
Molecule: messenger RNA, 2258 nt
Organism: Cydia strobilella
Lineage: Eukaryota; Metazoa; Arthropoda; Insecta; Lepidoptera; Tortricidae
Product: hemicentin-2-like
Exons: 7
Coding region: 348-1229 (293 amino acids)
Biological process (GO): synapse organization
Cellular component (GO): neuron projection membrane
Source: RefSeq, a predicted model, not a curated record